GGCACAGCCUCUUGCUGCAUACACCUCGAUGAAGCAGCCGCCUGUGGCUCUCGCUGUCCUCCAGGAUACAAACAAUAGGGACGCCAUCAGACCCCUCUCUCUUCCUGAGACGCAGACACCCGCCGCCUCGGUCCCUUCGGCCUCUGCCAAUCUCUCACCCGUGGCUCCGUCUCCUCCUCCUUCUCGCAUGUGAGCACGCUCCAUCUUUAGAGGAGCUGUAAAGAGAUUGGUGUUUGGCGGCUGCUCUUUGGCUCAAAGGGAGAAGAGCGCCAGAUGGUCAUUUGAAGAAAAGGCUCAGUCAGGAGAAACAACGGCUGUCGUCUUCUGCUGCUGCUCAAUGGCUGACGGUGACUGCUUGCCACAAGAUACAGGAUUUCUCUUCAUCAUGUGAUACCACUCCCACGCCAUCACUUCCGUCGCUCUACCUUAAAGAGCCUGAAUCAAAAGGAGGAUCAUGACCCGACGCCUGAGCAGCUCCACCCGUUCCCACACCGAGGAUUCCAUCUUCCUGAGGCCCGAUGAGGACCCAGUUUGGCUAGAUGAGCCCGCAAAGAUCGGAAAAAUAAACAACGGAAAGAAAGAUGACCUGCUACACUGCAAAGUCGCAGACGCAGGGGGUCAGAGUGCACAAGGAGAAGAAGUAUUUUUGCACAAAGUGUUCACACUGGUGGUUGAGUUCCACUGCUGGGCAGCCCUUCUUGUCAUCUCUCAAGUCACGGUGUACUGGAUGUUCUUUGUGGUGGAAGGAAAUGGGCCAUUUGCCUCCAUCUAUAAAGCUCUGCAAGUCAUCGACUUCUAUCUGAGUUUUGUCUUACACUGCCACCCGAUAUUUGGAAUGGAUUCCAUGGUGCUGAGGGAUGUGAUGAACACCACGCAGCAAGCUUGGAUCAUCUAUGCUACUGCAGGCAUUGGCGUGACCAUCUCUGUUUGUAUGGUCAUCCACAUGGUGUGUAGGUGGCGUUACGGCACUGGCUUGUGGUCAUUGGGCACCGUGUCGCAGGACAAUGGGGAUCGACGUCAGUCUGUGAGUCGCCAGCCCUCCUUCACCCUGUCAGAGUGGACGGACGCCCAAGAGGACCUAAUGGACCUGGACCAUGUACCUCAGACUCCGGUCUUUGAAAUGGGAAGUGACAGCAAGCCAGAAGGAGACGCUGUCACUCUCACUGUCACACCAGUGGGGCUGCAGGAGAGGAGGGGCUCAAAUGUUUCUCUGACCUUGGAUAUGUGCACACCGGGCUGCACAGAGCCUUACGGCUAUGGAGCCCAGCUUUCCCCCAGAGACCAGUCAGCCCAGGAGUACCUCCGGCAAGGAACACACAUCCUAACCCCUGCCAUGCUGCACACACGGGCCAUGGAUGACCAGAGCCUGCAGGCUGAGUUUUACGAAACCCCCAUGAACUUUGUGGACCCUAAAGAGUACAACUACCCAGGGCUUGUGAGAAAGAACCGCUACAAAACCAUCUUACCCAACACACACAGCAGAGUGAUCCUAAAGUCAGAUGAUGAAGAAGAUUUCCUCACGACUUACAUCAACGCCAAUUAUCUCAAAGGUUAUGGGGGUGAAGAGCAUGCAUACAUUGCAACCCAGGGUCCGACGGUAAACACGGUGGGAGACUUCUGGAGGAUGGUGUGGCAGGAGAGGACCCCAAUCAUUGUAAUGAUCACUAACUUGGAGGAGAAAAACGAGAAAUGUGCCGAGUACUGGCCUGAGGACACUGUGACCCACGAGGGGAUCGAAAUCACUGUCGUGACGGUGACGCAGGAGGAUGACUACAGUCUGAGGGUUUUUACUUUGAAGUGUGACGAUGAGGAGCGGAGUUUGCGUCAGUAUUGGUACACUUCAUGGCCGGACCAGAAGACUCCAGACAAAGCCCCGCCUCUUCUGGAACUGGUGCAGGAAGUGGAAAGAGCCAGAGAGGAGGCCCCGCCCACUAGCGGCCCAAUGAUUGUACACUGCAGCGCUGGAAUAGGUCGGACUGGCUGUUUCAUUGCCACCUCCAUUCUGUGCAAGCAGCUAAGGAUGGAGCGUGUGGUUGACAUCCUGGGGACCACCUGCCAACUGCGUCUGGACAGGGGUGGGAUGAUCCAGACGUGCGAGCAGUACCAGUUUGUGCAUCACGUUCUCAGCCUCUAUGAGAAGCAGCUGUCUCACGCCUCCGAAGAGUAGUGCGUGCGCGUCGGCCACGCCCACACCGAGACACACCACUGUACACUGUGCCGCCUCUGGUGGUAUACACACCACUGUACCCAGCAUCAUCUCAGUGUCACCCUUUAAUCAAGGUCACGCCGCAUCUUCACCCCAUGACGGGACUCAAUGAUGCUUGAAGGGAACCUUCAACUUAUUGUCACUCACAUGGGCCUGAAAAUACACUCAUACAGCAUGGAAACUGACAGCUAUGGAAGCCCGUUUCCGCCACUGAAAGAAAAAAAAUAACCCAAUGGUAAGUCAUAAUUUUGAGAUAAAAAGUCGAAAUUAUGAGAUACAAACUGCUCAUGUGCCAAAUGCCAUGUGACAAAGGCUCCGUUGAAGAAGGCAGCAAAUGCACAGUUUGUAUGUCAUAAUUAUGAUUUUUAAUGUCAUACUUUUGACUUCUUAUCUCGUAAUUAUGACUUUUUAUUUCAUAAUUUGGACUUUUUAUCUGCUAAUUAUGACUUUUUAUCUCAUACUUUUGACUUUUUAUCUCAUAAUUAUGACUUUCUGUUUCGUAAUUUAGACUUUUUAUCUCAUAAUUAUGAGUUUUUAUUUCGCAAUUUCAACUUUUAUCUUCUAAUGACCUCCGCCAAGCGCGGAGGUUAUGUUUUUGCCGGCGUUUAUCUGUUUGUUUGUUUGUUUGUUUGUGUUCAAAAUAACUUGAAAAGUUCUGAGUGGUUUUGGAUGAAAUGCCCAGGAAUGAUCAGAAAUGGGAUAUGGAAGAACUGAUUCAAUUUUGGGGGUGAGCUGGAUCGCCGUCUAGAUCCACAAAUUUUUGAAAGGAUUCUUUAACAUUGCGAGAUGGAACCAUUUUCAGAGUUUGUGCACAUAACAAAAAAAUGGUCAGAGCACUUGGAAAUAAAAUACAGGACAAGUUUCCAUCAGGUUCUACAAAAUAUCAAAAACUGAUUCAGAAAAUGUAGUGCUAUUAUUUUGGUGUGAAUUACAAUAUGGGGGGGAACUAUGGCGCUUGGCGGAGGUCUGCGCUCUCCGAGUGCUUUCCUAGUUAUGACUCUCUCAUAAUAAUGACUUUUUAUCUCAUAAUUACAACUUACCAUUAGGAUAUUUUUUUUUCUUUGAGUGGCGGAAACGGGCUUCCAGAGACACCACUCAGUCUAAUAAUCCUACAUCCCACAAAUGUUGGCAUUUGCACGUCUGAGCUUUUCUCAUUUUAGCUGCACAUGACAGACUCCGAUGAAAAAAAUCAGACUAUUUUGGAGGAAUUAACUGGAUUUAACGUGAAUUCAUAAGAUUUUGCGGAAUAAAAUGGACGUUUAAAGUAAUGAACGGGAACACAAUGGAAAUUGAGUUUAAACCGGGAAUUGCAAUGUUGCCUAGUUUAGCCAACACGAAGAUUAUUCUGUGAACAAGAGGUUGAUUAAACAACAAAUAAAUUCAAUGUACAGUCGCUCCUCGUUUAUCGCCGUUAAUUGGUUCUAGACCCGACCGUGUUAAGCCCAUUUCAAGCAGGAUUCCUUAUUUAUAAAUGGAAUAUUUUCGUCGCUAGAGCUUAGAAAACCUGCUUCCAAUUAACAUUACAGUGCAACCUCGGUUAGCGUCUGCCCCGGUUAGCAUGUUUUAUCAGUUAUUUUGCCCUGAUUUACCCACAUUUUCCAGUUAGCAUAAAAAACAGCGUCCAACUGUGUUCUUAAUGUAUUUUUUAUCACAAAACGUCCUUAGCUUCUGCCAAAGGGGCUAGCUUGCUAACAAAAAGUCAGCUAUGUCGCCCGUUGAUGACGUCAUCAGUGGUUUACUCUUAAAAAUGUUAACAGACAACACAUUUUUUUUUAUUAUUUUACAUACAUAGGAUAAUUGUAAAUGAUGAAUGAAAGGGAUACAUUAAAAUUGAAGGUAACAAUUACCUUCACUCCAGCCGUGAUUCUUGACGUGAGUAUUCCCGACCCGAAGACACGAUGUGGCAGCAAAGACACACCACCGACACAAUCUUCCUGUUUUGCCUUGAGUUAUUUCUUGACUUCUAUUCAAUUCGAUAGCGUUUUCCACCUUCUUUUUCAAAAUGCUGGCACUUAAAACUUGCUGUGGCUCCAUUUUGGCUUAUUGAGGGUGAGAAACACGAUUGAAUUAAAUAAAUAAUUCAUGGCAAAACAGGAAAGUGGUGUCUUGUGGUGUCGCACUGCCACGUAGUGUCUUUGAUUAAUGAAUGAAUACGCCAUAGUCAAUCACGAAACAGCGCUCAUUAAUUCGUUAAUUUAAAAAAAGCAAGGGGCGGCUGUAACUGUAUCAAGGGGCGGCUGUAACUGGAUUUACAUUAUUUCAUAAGGGAAAAAUUGAGUUGGUGAGCAUCUGUUUUGGUUAGAGUUGGACCUCCUGGAAUGAAUUAAUGAUGCUAACCAAGGUUCCACUGUAUAUUCAACCACAUAUGUAUUAAAUUCACAUUCAAUCCUGGUUCAUUUUUAUGUUUUUUUAAGGCCUGUUUUCUACAUAUGAUGCAUUCAGGAGCCACUUCAUCUUCAGGUUGCAUGGUGCUAAGUGUUCCUUAAAGGCAUGUGCAAUGUUAUGGAACAUAGGAAUGUAAAGCAGUUAGGUUAUUACUGAACUCAUUUGAAUAUCUGCGCAAUCUACAGUAUGCUAAGUUCUACCAUGCUGCCUGUGCAGGUCUCAUGGCUCAUGAUGUUUACAAGAAACACCUUCCUUUGUUCAGGCCACCUAGACCGACUGCCAGAGGUUUCACAGAGCCGGCGAUGUUCUUGUAAAUGUCCCAUUUCUAUCAUAUUCCUCUCGAAUGCUCUGUGAGGCCUCUGCUCUCUCAAUCGUAGCUUCAGCACAUCCGUGAAGACGUCCAUGAUUGUUGUAUAGACAGGUCCAGCCUAAACUGUAUGAAGCACAAUAGAACAACCUAGGUUGUCUCUCCUACGUUUAGCUGUAAAGCUUUGUUUUUUUGUUUUUUUUUCCGGUAUUAUUUAAUGGAUUGCAUGUGCUGUAUGGGACUCCAUAGGUCCGCAAUCAACGUGAUUGGUUGUCCUGCUUUUUGUUGUGUAAAAUGGCUUUAAAGCCCUAAUAUAUUAUUGCUUGCUCUCGGCCAAUGCUUUUUGAUACAGUUUGCUUUUUGUGAAAACCAACCAGAGAUAUUUUUAGAACAUUUUGAUACAAUCCUUUUGUGUAGAUGCCUUGUGUCCAUUGCCUUUUUUGCCAUGAUGUGUAUGUAGCUCAUAGUGUGGAUACAAACCAUCGGUUUAUGUUGCAAGAUUUGACAAAAAUGUACCUUACCGGGACACAAAAAGAGAUUAUGUUCAGCCUUCAGUAGUAUUACGUUAUGCGUUUAGGCUUUGCUUUAAAAUGAUUUGCUACAAUGUGUAUGUUUUCAUUGUUUUCUUGGAGAAUUUUUACCUCAGACCGAGUAACGCAGUCUCCACUGUACUCCAUCUUUGACUCUCAUGAAAAUCCAUUGCUAUGUGCAAGGCAGCUAAAACAGUUAAGACGAAUAAUCAAAUCAGCAGCAUUAUUAGACAAUAUAAUUGACUGUGUAGAUUCCAUAGCAUUGAAAAAAAAGGCAAACUUCAGUCAUUUUACAUAAUCCCCUGAUUAUGCCCGUUGAACUUGACUAAAACAUCUUUACUUUGCUUGUUUUUAAUGCUUACAUGAGCUCAUUCUGAGAAGAAAUGAAUAGCAACAUAGUCGAAAUACAACAAACCAGCAAUCAGUAUUCCUGUCCUCUGCUACAGUAUUGCUUUAAGUUGUGAGUUUUUGCAUUAAAAUAAUAGUAGAUUUUCAUGAACCUGUGUGGCUCUUUCUUGGAUUUUUUUUGUGUCUUUUUGUUUUCCCUGCAAACAAACAUACACACAGGAAUAAGAAACCAAAUUGAUUGUGGAAGUUCGUCAAAAGAACACCAUUCAGUUACAGCGAUUUAUCCAACCCGGAGCAC
Dunckerocampus dactyliophorus (ringed pipefish) is the source of this 6074-nucleotide messenger RNA. RefSeq names its product tyrosine-protein phosphatase non-receptor type 5-like. Gene Ontology annotation, molecular function: protein tyrosine phosphatase activity. The coding region runs from base 455 to 2167 and encodes 570 amino acids. The transcript is spliced from 14 exons. Lineage: Eukaryota; Metazoa; Chordata; Actinopteri; Syngnathiformes; Syngnathidae. The record is from RefSeq and is a predicted model, not a curated record. Gene Ontology annotation, biological process: protein dephosphorylation.